Molecule: messenger RNA, 1881 nt
Organism: Miscanthus lutarioriparius
Lineage: Eukaryota; Viridiplantae; Streptophyta; Magnoliopsida; Poales; Poaceae
Source: the annotation of a GenBank genome assembly
AUGCCCCCGCCGGCGUCGCCCACCACUAACCGCGUCGCGCUCUACCUCCGCCGCGCCCGCCUCAUCGACUCCCUGCGCGUCCGGCUCCGCUCGUCUUCCCCUUCCUCACCUCCUCCGCUCCCACCCGACGACCCCGUGGUCGCGCUCCACGCCAUCCGCGCGGCGCCCACGCCGUCCUGCGCGCUCUCCCUCUUCCGCGCGCUCCCCUCCCAACCGCCGCCGCCGCUCCCGCUCUACCACGCCCUCGCCUCCCGCCUCGCCUCCCUCGCCGCGCUCCCCGACCUCCGCGCCCACCUCGCCUCUUUCCCGCUCCCUGCUCCGCCACUCGCGCGCCUCCGCCUCCUCGCCGCCGCGGGGGACCGCGCCUCCGCGCUCGAAGCCUUCGGUUCCCUCCCGGCCGCCCCGCGCCGGCCUGCGGAGGCGCACAACGUCGUCAUCGAACUCCACGCGCGGGACGGCGAACAUGACGCCGCCGUCGAGGCGUUCCGCCGCAUGAUCCGCGAGGGCGCGCUCCCGAAUGCACGCACCUACACCGUCGUCAUCGCCCACCUCGCCUCCGCGGGGUUCGUGGACCAGGCGCUCGAGGUGUUCCGCAUCCUGCCGUCGCUGCGCGUGCGGCGGACCACCCGGCAGUACAACGUCCUCGCCGAGGCGCUUGCGUCGGCAGGUAGGUUCGACCAGCUUCGGUGGCUCGUCCGUGAGAUGGCGGCUGUGGACGGCGUCAUGCCCGGGCCUCAGAUGCGCGCUGCCAUCGCCGCCAUGCGGGAGGCUGGCCACAUCGAUGGCACGGAGGAUUUCGUCGAGGAGCUUUCACCCAACGCAAGGAUCGGGUACGCCGUGGACGACGUCGAGGGCGAGGGAGACAGCGAGGCGGAGGACGACGAGGAAGGCGAGGACAAGGGCAGAAGCAACGGAGAAAAGCAGACACUGAAGCCAUGGCUGGACCCACGCGAGCUCGCCAGGGCGUUGGAUGGCUGGGACUCGCGGGAGGUGGCCGAGCUCGAGGACGCUGGGCUCGUCUGGACGCCGCGGCUGGUAUGCAAACUCCUGCGCGCGUUCAAGAAGGCCGAGACGGCGUGGGAGUUCUUCUGCUGGGUGGCGUGCCGCCCCGGCGGGUUCGCGCAUGACCGCGACACUGUGGCGAGAAUGGCCACCAUCCUCGCCCGCACUGGCCACGUCGAGCUGGUGGAGCGCCUGUUCGCCAAGGUGCGCGCUGACGGUAUCCUCCUCCCGCUCUCCACCGUGCGGCUCGUCAUCGACUUCUACGGCCUCUCCAAGAAGGCCGACGCGGCGGUGAGGGUGUUCCGGGAGGCCGAGUCAAUCUGCGGCCCCAUCUCGGGGCCCAACCUCGCGCUGCUCUGCUCGUCUCUGCUGCGGACGAUGACGAAGUGCCGGAGAGGGCCCGACGCCAUGGACCUCCUUGAGGAGAUGAUGGCCCGGGGAGUGCUCCCGGACCUGCAGACCUUCUCCGGCCUGAUGGAGCACCUGGCCAGCGCCGGCGACCUCAAGGGCGUGCACCGGCUGCUCGGGCUGGUGCGGCACUGCGAGCUGCAGCCCGACGGGUACAUGUACAGCGUGCUGGUCAGGGCCUACUGCAAGCGGGAGCGCGCGGCGCUCGCGCUGAGGGUGUUCGACGAAAUGCGCGCCGCCGGGGUCGCCCCCGACGCGCCCACCAAGGCGCUGCUGGUGAAGAGCCUGUGGCGGGAGGGGAAGCUCCGAGAGGCGGCGCUGGUGGAGGAGAGGUGUGAGGAGGUGGUGGGUGGCCUCCCCGAGGCGUCGCCGGGGCACGUGUGGACGGCCAGCGCCGCGGACUUGAAGAAGGUGCUCGACAUUUACUCCGGCUGCCUAGCUCAACCUGCUGCUCAGGCUUCAACGGGGUGA